Strongylus vulgaris is the source of this 591-nucleotide messenger RNA. Lineage: Eukaryota; Metazoa; Nematoda; Chromadorea; Rhabditida; Strongylidae. The record is from the annotation of a GenBank genome assembly.
CAAAACCUUCGCGAUGAUGUAUCGUUUUCUUUCUGGGAAUGGUUCUUCUCAAUUAUGCAGCUCAUCAAGCAGAAAUUGCUCAAAUUUUGGGAUGAAGGAUGGCUGGUAGGAUUCAUCUCUAAACAAGACGCAUCACAAUCUAUGAUGCUGUCCAGCCAUCCCACGUUCCUUCUUCGCUUCAGCGAUACCCAAACUGGAGCUGUGAGCAUAGGAUUUGUUUGUGAAGAUGAUGAUGGCCAAAAAGUACCGUUUCACCUUGCACCCUUCUCGAUCAAAGACCUUGAUCAGCUCUCCCUAGCUCAACGUAUAGCCAGCUGCCCUCAACUGAAGGAAAUAAAGUAUCUGUAUCCUCACAUGGAUAAAGAGGAGAUGUUGCGUUACUUUGACAGUGAAGAGAGAAAUCGUGGAGGCCCAGACAGUCCCACGGGUUAUAUACAGUCUGAAAUUGUAAUGGUCGCGAAAACGAGCAACAAAGCAUCUUCUGCAUCGGUGUUCAGUGGCGGUGAUUCACCAUCGCCACUUUCGGUACAGUCAAAACUCGAUUGGUCACCCGGUGAGGUGAUUCAGCCAAUCCAAUCAAUGGACAUGUAA